UUGGCCUCAUGAAGAAGGAGGACGCCAUCCGCUUCCCCAGCGAAGAAAGCUACCCCAAGCCUCCAAUGGAGUAUCGGGUUAGUUUUGUUGAUCACUUAAUCCGCGGCCUUUCGACCCCAAUCCACGAUUUCCUCCGCGGCCUUCUUUUCGUUUAUGGGAUUCAACUGCAUCAGUUGACCCCUAAUUCCAUCCUUCACAUUUCUAUUUUCAUCACGCUUUGCGAAUGUUUCCUCGGAAUCCCUCCCAAUUGGGUUCUGUGGAAACGCAUUUUCUGCCUCCGCCGCAAUGGCUCCCACAACGUCACUUAUAACAUAGGUGGCGUUGUUAUCUGUGUUCGUACUGAUGUCGAUUAUUUCGACGUCAAAUUUCCUGAUUCUGUCCAAGGAUGGCGCAAAAAGUGGCUCUACAUUCACGAAGAAAGCGCCAACUCCGUUGAACACAACAUAGUUCCUUUCGACGGAAGUGCCAGAAUCCAGCGCCGCCGCUCCUGGGAUGCCGAAGUUUCUGAAGAAGAGAAAAAGGCGACAGAGGCACUCAUGUCUCGUAUCCAUCAGCUGCAAAACACUCGAGGCAAAGAACUGUCUGGUGUUCAAAUCACUGCCUACUUCCUUAGGAUUAGGGUGCAGCCUCUUCAGGCUCGCAAAAAUCCCCUCUGGACGUAUUCUGGUGAAAACGACGCCAAUAGAAUCUCCGACGAUCUUUCUGCAAAGGACUUGGAGAAGUUGAUCCGAAGAGUUUCCCGCUUGGCAAAAAAGGAUCCUAUUCCUUCCGCUUGUCGCGUGGAACCAUACAGCUCCGCCAAUCCUCUCCCCGAGAACCAUCCUACUAUGACUUCCCUUCCUCCUCUUCCUGAGGAUGGAGAAGUCGAAGAACGGGGCAUCGUUGCCGAAGAUACCCCAGGUUCUUCUAUUCCUGAAAGUGAAGUCGCGGGUUCCCACAAAUCUGCGGCUUCCCAUGAAAAGGAAGUUGAAUCUGAGGCCAGUGAAUCGACGCAAUCCCUUCCUCCUGCAGUUUCCCCAAAGAACAAAAGGAAAAGGCAUGAUGCCGAGGAUUCUGGCACUUCUAAGGCUGAAAAAGCUGGUCCUUCUAAUCCGAAGGCAGCUUACGAUCCUUAUGUUGAAUCCCUCAUCAGCUCUGAUGAGGAGGAAGAAGUACCAGUUACUGACGUGGCUCCUCGAACAAGCACGUCACGUACUGUACUUGCCUCAGACACGCUAGUUGAAGGAGAAGAAACGUCGCCUCCUCAACAAGACGUCGUCACCACUACUCCGCCAUCAAGCCCCCGUGUCCCUUCACCAAAAAGGGCAAGGGUUGAAAAGAUUGUGAUUGAAUCUGGGCAGUUCACCUCGCCCCCAUCAGGAGUCCACCAUGAAUCACACCGGAGUCCACCAAGCUCCGAGCUCGCUCGCUGCCCACCGCUCGACCUCGGCGCCAAGAAAGAAAUGCCUGUUGCCUGA
Molecule: messenger RNA, 1457 nt
Organism: Lolium perenne
Lineage: Eukaryota; Viridiplantae; Streptophyta; Magnoliopsida; Poales; Poaceae
Source: RefSeq, a predicted model, not a curated record